UCCCACCAAUACCGGGUUGGAGAUGCAUUGACCAUCCGUUCACACUGUCCGACUCCACCACCACCGAAAAGCGAAUCUAACAUUCGGGCACGUGCCGAAAAAAAAAAAAAAAAAAAAAAAGGCCGCGAUGGAAAAUGGGAAGAGCUCUUAUCUCCUCUCGAGCUAUGCCUCCGGAACCCACCGCUCCCUGGCUCCGAUGGGCCCGACAUGGUUGAUAUCAAAUUGAUCGAGGAACUGCAUGUGGGCGAGUACAAAGCAAAUCAGCUGUUUGUGGCUAGGGCUGUGAAGAGCCCUCGAUCCCUCAAUCUUCCAACUGACUGCGAUUUGGUCGCGAAGAUUUCCGAUCCACUCUAUGGUGAUUUCAGCCAAGCUCCGUUUGCCAAUGCGGAUCAUGGGUAUACUUAUGAGACUGUGGCUUACACGCGUCUACCAGACUUGCAAGGCUCGGUUAUUCCUAGGUACUAUGGGUCUUUUACUUUGAAAUUCAGAGUUGGCAGGCGUUUCCGCGUUGUUCGCUUGAUUCUAAUCGAACGGAUUCAUGGCAUGCCAAUGGAUGACUUAGACCCUCGCGCACCGAAAGAAGAACGCCAGAGAAUUUUGAAACAGAUCGUCGAUGCGGAGUGCUCCUUCUAUAACAGAAACUUGAUACACGAGGACUUAUACCCACGGAAUAUACUUAUCAAAUAUGAAGGAGACCAAAGAAAGCCGAAAGUUGUGAUCGUCGGCUUGGGAUGGUUGGUUUUUGGACGCACUCGUAACGCAGAGAACAUUGAGGAAGAGAAACGACACCUCUCGGGGACUCCAAUUAGCCCAUUGCUUAGAUGGAACAUCGCCGUGAACCGUCAGUAUACCUUUGACGAGUAGAUCGACUGGCCAUGGCAACCUUGGCUUGAAAAGCAAUAAAUACAAACAUACCAUGGCAAGCUGGAUGACUCUUAUUCUGAUACUGACGGGUUUGAUAUGUAACAAAUGUAUUUGACUCAUUAGGGCUAUGACUGCAUACUCGGAUCUUUUCUGUACCACGCAGGUAUAUAAGCUAUAACUCAUACCAUACAGAGCAUAUAGUAACAUUUAUACCAG
This is a messenger RNA of Aspergillus glaucus CBS 516.65, 1080 nucleotides long. RefSeq lists its product as uncharacterized. NCBI's taxonomy places the organism in Eukaryota, Fungi, Ascomycota, Eurotiomycetes, Eurotiales, Aspergillaceae. The annotation marks the transcript as partial. The record is from RefSeq and is a predicted model, not a curated record. Gene Ontology annotation, biological process: protein phosphorylation. Gene Ontology annotation, molecular function: protein kinase activity; ATP binding. The transcript has 2 exons.